Messenger RNA from Haliotis rubra (blacklip abalone), 2027 nucleotides. Its product is annotated as probable glutamate receptor. Gene Ontology annotation, molecular function: glutamate-gated receptor activity. Lineage: Eukaryota; Metazoa; Mollusca; Gastropoda; Lepetellida; Haliotidae. The transcript is spliced from 11 exons. The record is from RefSeq and is a predicted model, not a curated record. Gene Ontology annotation, cellular component: membrane. Bases 27 to 1961 code for a protein of 644 amino acids.
CCUCCUCCGAUUCAAUCAGCAUCACUAUGUUUUCUCUUCUGUUUCUUUCUACCUUGGCCCAAACGGCAGCAUCUCAAACCAGCAUGGUUCUAACAACGAAAGAUUCCAGUCCAGAUGACGUUAUGUGCAAGGACAGUACUAUUCCGAUAGUCUCCAACAUUAUCACACGUGAAGACAUGGAGACAGUGUUCAUUAUAUACGAGGAUGAACAGGAUGCAUGUGUCAAUAGUCUAAUUGACAGCAUAUCUCACCACACAAAAAUACAAUACACGCAGCAAGAUGCCCUCGGUAAACAGCUAACAUCCGUCAUUAGCGAACUUGUCCUGAAAGAAAACAUCGACAUAAUGCGACGCACCCUCAACUUCGUCAUGCUUUGUUCUGCCCAGUGCAUUCAAUACGCCCUAGCUACGGGACAUGAGGUUGACGUGAAGGUCGGGAGGAAGUCUGUAUUGAGGCAUUUCUCCAAGUGGAUCGCGCUUUCAAGUGAUGACACGUCCAUCCUGGUUCAACACCAAACAUUUGAUAACAUUGUGCUACUCUCACAAAGCAAGAAUUCAACGAAAAAGGAGUUGUCAACGUUAAUGUGGGCGGCGGGAGGCCGACGUUGGGACGUCCUUGACAGUGGAAGCACAAUCAGUAUAAGCAACAUCACAUUGUUCCCUAACAUGGCAUUUGGGCUCAAUGGAAGAAAACUCCUGGUUGUUUCCUUGGAGUGGAAGCCAUACAGUGUAAAGGUCAGGGACACGGGCAAUAUCUCCUACACGGGGAUCUCCGAUGAGUUUAUGGAGCACCUGUCCGUGCGCUUCAAUUUCAGCUACCAGUAUGUGGAGCCGGCAGAUGGCCAGUGGGGAGAGAAAAUGGAUAACGGUAGUUACACUGGAAUUGUGGGGACACUCCAGAGAGAGGAGGCUGAUAUAUGCUCUGUCCCCUAUGCCUAUAACGUGGAGCGGGCCAAGGUGAUGCAGUUCACGUACUUCAUGCAUUCCGGAAGCACAACGGUUAUGUACAAGAAAUCAGAAGAUGCCAAUAAAACGUGGAAAGUGUUAAUAGCAUGUUUCAAAUGGGAGGUUUACAUCGUCGGGGGAAUUGUUCUCUCUGUCGUGGGUUUAAUGCAUAUAUUUCUUGUUCGAACAACUCCUUAUCCGUCCAAGAUUCUAGAAGCAGAGAGGAAGUCCUCUUUGAUAGCUGGCUUCACCAUGAGCAUCACGGCACCGUUAGCACAAUCUUCCACUCACUCCCCGGUGUUUGACUCUGGGAGGAUGCUGUUCAGCUUCUGGUGGUUGUUCUGCCUCGUCAUGGCGGCUGUGUACCGUGGUAACCUAAUGGCCUUCCUGACGGUCAGUAGAACGUUCGUCCCCUUCCGUAGCAUAGAAGAACUGGCUAACCAGGAUGUGUACGACGUCGGGUCAACUGCAGGCACCUACCACAGCCUGGCCAUACAGACAUCUAACCAAACUGUUAUGAAAAAGUUAUGGAAGAAAAUAGAGAAAACGCGACAGGAAAGCCCAGCAAACAGAGAUGCCGAGCAUCAGUUUCAGCUACAGAGGCUGCAUGAAGGCUACUACGCCCUCAUCGAAACAAGCACCCUUGCCGAUAACAUCAUGAGUGACACUUGUUCUCUGGCCAGGAUGAGAGAAGGUUUCCUGCCAUCUACCGGUGGUAUGACCUUCCCCGUGUAUUCCCCACUAGCACGGCUCUUCUACCUGGAACUGAUGACGGUGAUGGAGGCAGGGCUUGAGAGGAAGUGGUACAGUAAGUGGGUUCCCAGCCAGGACUCGUGUUCCGACGACUCUAUAGCCGUGGGAGUGUCAGCCCUCCGUAUCCAAGACUACUACAGUGCCCUGGCUGCCUGUGUUGUGGGCAUUGGGGCGGCUCUGCUUGUUCUGUUAGGAGAGACGUAUAUAUCUGAGUUACUACCACGUACCGAGUCGAAACGAUCAAGAGACAAAGGACCUGGUUAAUCUGCGUUUUUCUGAUUACAAUAGAAAACAACACUACGAAUGGAGUCGUAAAAAAAAAAGUAUUAU